Molecule: messenger RNA, 1898 nt
Organism: Cuscuta campestris
Lineage: Eukaryota; Viridiplantae; Streptophyta; Magnoliopsida; Solanales; Convolvulaceae
Source: the annotation of a GenBank genome assembly
UAUAUCUCCAUGAUGUUCAUAAUAAUCACCUCUAUUAGUGUCUUGGCAUGGAGAGUAUCCAUGUUUCGAGACGGGAUGUAAUAUGGUGGUUGCUCAUGGCAUUCCAAAAUUUUGGGCAGUUCAUGUCCAUGUUUCAACAUCCGGGAGGAUUUUCACCUUUCAUUCCCGGGUUAUACCCACAAUCCUUGCCCCAAACUAAUAUCAUCCGCCCGGUCGCUCCAACAAAUCUGAUCGGAGAGAUGGACAAAGCUGGUCCAUCCCGGUCUAGAAGGAGUCGGUCCCGAAGGUCACGCACACAAAUCACGCCUGAUGGCGAUGUGCGCUCAGUCCAUAACAGGGAUGAGGAUUGGGAUGUACCCCAGGCACAAAAGAAGCUGAAGGGAAAAGCUAUUCAACCUGAAGGAUCCAGGAGAGGGGCCGAGCGACUUGGUUGGACCAGGCACACGGAACCUCCCCAUCGCGAAGAGCCCCAACAUAGCCGGGCGCCUCAAGAGGAAGAAGCAGAAAGCCAUCCUAGGCACGCGAUCCGCUCCCAUGUUGAACAACCCCAGGAUCGUGUGGGCCGGGUCGAAGCACAUUUGGAGAAGCUGCAGCGCCGGGUCGACCGGGACGAAAAGAAGAAAAUCUUGCUGAACGAAUCUCCAUUCACAAACCGAGUUCACGAGACCCCAUUUCCAAAGAAAGCAAAGUUAGAGGUCCCGAAGUUUACCGGGAAGGAGGACCCGGAAAUACAUGUCAAAACCCUUCAUCAAAGUGGAAGGAUGAUGGGCCUUUCCGGGGACGAAAAAUGUUUACUUUUCUUUCAAACCCUCCGUGGCCGGGCCGCUAAGUGGUUUCACAACCUCCCGGCCGGGGAAAUCGAUUCUUUUGAUGAACUGGCCGAGGUGUUCCAAGAAAAGUUCAAAGAGAACUGUACAAAGAGGAAAACGUUUACCUACUUGAGUACAGCCGGGCAGCGGGAACAUGAGGAUCUAACCAAGUUCCUCACCCGGUGGAAAGAUGAAGUGGAUAAAGUGGAGGAAAUGGACGACAAAGCCGCCAUGUCUCUCCUUGUGUCCGGACUCCGUGUGAAGGGAGUGAUCAAACAGAUGAUCGAGGCCGGGGAGAUUGAUCUAGAGUACCUUGCUCAGGCCAAGCAAAAGAAGAACCAAUGGAUCAGACCUGAAGGACAGCCGGCCGAGCAGAAUAAAAAGAAGAAAGCAGCUGUAGCCCUAAAUCCCCGGUCAAAACAAGCCAGGCGGGAACCAAUCACUUUUACUGAUCGAGACCUUCCCGCCACCGGCGAAGAUCACAAUGAUCCCCUGGUCAUAACCAUGGACAUGGGUGGAGUUGAUGUUUCCCGGGUACUUGUUGACACAGGCAGUAGUGUCAACGUUUUGUACUUGGAUGCAUUCGAGAAACUCAAGUUGUGUCGAACACGGCUUGAGCUCUUAAAGACUCCCCUGUCCGGGUUUAUUGGGGACUCUGUGGAAGCUGAGGGGUCAAUCCUUUUAACUUGUGAAUUGGGCACGGGGGACCAGGUCGUCCAAAAACAGAUGAGGUUUGUGGUAGUGAACAUCAAAUGUGUUCACAAUGCCAUUUUGGGCCGGCCUGGAAUAAACAAAGUCCGCGGGGUCAUCUCCAUGGCCCAUCUCUGUAUGAAGUUCUAUACCCCGGGUGGUAUAGGGCAGGUCAGGGGAGAUCAGAAGAAGGCCCGGUCUUGUUACUUGGAGGCCGUAAAGAAAAUGACCAAGGCAUUUGAGAGGGUUACCUUGGUUUCCUAGGAAGAAGAGCGGUCAAAACUGGAGCCGGGUGAUGAGAGCGAGCAGAUUGUUCUCCGGGAGGCUUUCCCGGAAAGAAUGGUGUGGAUAGGCCGGGAUCUGCCCGGAGGGCUUCGAGAAGAAAUCAUCUCAGUCCUU